Aspergillus ochraceoroseus IBT 24754 is the source of this 511-nucleotide messenger RNA. RefSeq lists its product as uncharacterized. NCBI's taxonomy places the organism in Eukaryota, Fungi, Ascomycota, Eurotiomycetes, Eurotiales, Aspergillaceae. Gene Ontology annotation, biological process: carbohydrate transport; transmembrane transport. The record is from RefSeq and is a predicted model, not a curated record. Bases 1 to 312 code for a protein of 103 amino acids. Gene Ontology annotation, cellular component: membrane. The transcript is spliced from 3 exons. Gene Ontology annotation, molecular function: carbohydrate:proton symporter activity.
AUGGUUGCGGGCUUGGUACGGUUACUAUUGCAAGCAACUGGGCCUGGAGAAUCCCGUAUCUUCUCUAGGUUGUGCGCCUGCUAUGUGCAGAUCUCUAUUGUCUUGUUCCUCCCAGAAAGCCCGCGUUAUUUGAUCAGUAAGGGUCGAACUGACAAAGCGUUUGACAUUCUCACCAAAUACCAUGCCGAAGGAGAUCAUGGCUCUGUUAUUGUGAGAGCCGAAAUUGCUCAGAUCGAGAAGACAAUCAAAAUUGAACUCGCUCAUCCGAGAUCCGGGACAAACAAAGUGCGGUUUAGGUCUUAUCUCAUGUAAACCUGCUUACCUACCUACUCCUUUCCACAAAGCCCAUAGACCUUGUCAUCUGCAGGUCCCAUGAGAGUACACUCAUGAAUCCAUUCUCUUUCUAUUGUAUUGGUUAAGUACGACAUGUGACAUGUUAGCCUAAAUUCAAAUGCAUGUGGCUUGGAGCUAUGCUAGCGGAUACUGUUGUACGCUAGAAAAUAUGCUUAUU